AUGACGACACAAGGCGGGAAUAGAGAGACAGAGAGCAAUGUGAUAAGGCUCACCAUCCCAGAAAGAUCAUUCCCAAUUGUAUUUUGUGCUUCUCUGGUUGGAUUCUCGCUUGGGAGCUAUAGAGGGGGAAGAUUGGCGGGUAAAAAGUUUUUAGCAGAGAAUGCACACAGGGCGCCAAAGACGGUGCAAGGGUGGUACUUCUACAAUAAGACGAAGAAUUACAAGAUAAUGCAAAUGAGCCUGAAGAAUGGCUUGGUGGAUGGUAGUAAGAUGGGGGGAAUUGGGUUGCUGUGGGUGCUGGGGAGCGUGGGCGCAGAGAAGGCGCGCCAGAGAGCGGGCCUGGGGGACAGCGUGUACAGGCCCAUCGAUGAUCUCAGUGGAUCGCUCAGCACCGUCGCAGCAACGUCCAUCGUCUACAAAUUAAAAACACCGGCGAUCAAGCGACUUACCGGAAUCGCCGUGCUUGCGAGUGUAUCCAUGUCCACGCUCAUCCAACUCAAACAAAUUUUGUAA
Messenger RNA from Wallemia ichthyophaga EXF-994, 513 nucleotides. RefSeq lists its product as uncharacterized. NCBI's taxonomy places the organism in Eukaryota, Fungi, Basidiomycota, Wallemiomycetes, Wallemiales, Wallemiaceae. The coding region runs from base 1 to 513 and encodes 170 amino acids. The record is from RefSeq and is a predicted model, not a curated record. The transcript has a single exon.